AUGACUUCCGCAAGCAAUACUCCAUGGAUAUCUGCCUGUGUACUAUGCGCCUCCUUUUGUCUACGACGGUUCCCACACUUUGGUUGUAAGGAGAUAGGAGCAGUAGUGGUGGAGACGGUGGACCUCUCUGAUACUAAUUCUGACAAAGAAGAAGAAGAUUCUUCAGUGGUUGCUGAUUCAAAUGAGGAAGAAGAAGAGGAUGAUGAUUCUUCAUCCAAUGCUGGAGAUGAUCAUGAAGUCAGCCAGAGUCUCUACCCUGUUGACAGUGAAGGCACAAUUUCUAAUGCUGAAGUUGUUGGAGGUGGAGUCAAAUCCAUGCUUUACUACCACCCUCAAGAAGAACAUGAAAUACGAGCUGUGAAAGAACAUGGGCUUACAUUUUGUGAAAGUAUCAAGUACAAAGAUGAGGUCGUGCAUGGGGUUAGAGAGAGGUCUUAUGGUAGGAUUAAAUUUAAUGGAUGGGGCACGAUUCGUAGAAGUAACAUGCUUAAAGAGAAUGAUAUUGUACACUGUGAGAUGCUUCAUAUCAGGAAGAAAGUUCACUCUAUCAAGAUCAGAAUCACUCAUGGUUGA
Molecule: messenger RNA, 573 nt
Organism: Brassica napus (rape)
Lineage: Eukaryota; Viridiplantae; Streptophyta; Magnoliopsida; Brassicales; Brassicaceae
Product: B3 domain-containing protein REM20-like
Exons: 3
Coding region: 1-573 (190 amino acids)
Source: RefSeq, a predicted model, not a curated record